AUGAUCAGGAACGUGUCUCAACACGACGGACCCACCAAGAACCUCUUCAUAGUGCGUACUAAACUAACUCACAGUCUUUAACACUGAUGAGCUUAAUCAUGCUCAGUAUAGAUAUUGGCCAGUGAUGGGCAACUGUCGCCCGCUGCCCCCCUUUUGUAGGCCCGCGGAUCAAUUUCAAAAUGUGUCAUUGCUUCAGCAGUUUUUCACUUGUUAUGUCAGUCAUUGACAGAUGCUCAAUUAUCACUCAGAUAUCAUUAAAAACUGCAAACAUUUCUCUCCACCCUAUGGCAAAAUGUGUAGAAUUGCAGGAAAUUGACUCUAAAACAUACAUUUGUUCUCUCCGCUGUCAAGAGGGGUGCCGCUAAAAUGGACUAGGGCCUGCUCUGACUGCACUUGUGUGGAUAUGGAUGUGGAUAAAAAAUGUUGUGGCUCCCAUCCCUGAUAUAGGCGGAUAAGGCUAGACAGGCUAACAUAUGAUCUGUGUUCUUAUAAUAGUAUUACUGAAUCCAUAGUCUCUCGUGGACAGAUGCACGUAGUAUAAAUGGUAAUAGCGUCUGUCAACAGACUGUCCGUAUGGUGCCAGGAUAACAACCUCUCCUUCAACGUGAUCAAGUCAAAGGAGAUAUGAAAGAUGUGUGCACUCACUAACUGUAAGUCGCUCUGGGUAAGAGUGUCUGCUAAAUGACUAAAAUGUACAUGUAAAAUGAGAUGAUUGUGGACUACAGGAAAAACAAGAGGACCGAGCACGCCCCCAUUCUCAUCGACGGGGCUGUAGUGGAACAGGUUGAGCGCUUCAAGUUCCUUGGUGUCCACAUCACCAACAAACUAUCAUGGUCCAAACACACCAAGACAGUCGUGAAGAGGGCAUGACAAAGCCUAUUCCCCCUCAGUAGACUGAAAAGAUUUGACAUGGGUCCUCAGAUCCUCAAAAAGUUCUACAGCUGCACCAUCGAGAGCAUCCUGACUGGUUGCAUCACUGCCUGGUAUGGCAACUGCUUGGCCUCCGACCGCAAGGCACUACACUACCGGUCAAAAGUAUUAGAACACCUACUCAUUCAACGGUUUUUCAUUAUUUUUUACUAUUUUCUACAUUGUAACUACAUCAAAACUAUGAAAUAACACAUAUGGAAUCAUGUAGUAACCAAACAAAAUUUAAACAACUGAACAUUUAUUUUAUAUUUGAGAUUCUUCAAAUAGCCACCCUUUGCCUUGAUGACAGCUUUGCACACUCUUGGCAUUCUCUCAACCAGCUGCAUGAAGUAGUCACCUGGAAUACAUUUCAAUUUCAAUUUGGUAAAAGACCACAGUGAGGCGAAGACUUUUGGAGGAUGGCCUGGUGUCAAGAAGGGCAGCGAGGAAACCACUUCUCUCCAGGAAAAACAUCAGGGACAGACUGAUAUUCUGCAAAAGGUACAGGGAUUGGACUGCUGAGGACUGGGGUAAAGUCAUUUUCUCUGAUGAAUCCCCUUUCCGAUUGUUUGGGGCAUCCGGAAAAAAGCUUGUACGGAGAAGACAAGGUGAGCGCUACCAUCAGUCCUGUGUCAUGCCAACAGUAAAGCAUCCUGAGACCAUUCAUGUGUGGGGUUGCUUGUUAGCCAAGGGAGUGGGCUCACUCACAAUUUUGCCUAAGAACACAGCCAUGAAUAAAGAAUGGUACCAACACAUCCUCCGAGAGCAACUUCUCCCAACCAUCCAGGAACAGUUUGGUGACGAACAAUGCCUUUUCCAGCAUGAUGGAGCACCUUGCCAUAAGGCAAAAGUGAUAACUAAGUGGCUUGGGGAACAAAACAUCAACAUUUUGGGUCCAUGGCCAGGAAACUCCCCAGACCUUAAUCCCAUUGAGAAUUUAUGGUCAAUCCUCAAGAGGUGGGUGGACAAACACAAACCCACAAAUUCUGACAAACUCCAAGCAUUGAUUAUGCAAGAAUGGGCUGCCAUCAGCCAGGAUGUGGCCCAGAAGUUAAUUGACAGCAUGCCAGGGCGGAUUGCAGAGGUCUUGAAAAAGCAGGGUCAACACUGCAAAUAUUGACUUUUUGCAUAAACUUAAUGUAAUUGUCAAUAAUAGCCUUUGACACUUAUGGAAUGCUUGUAAUUAUACUUCAGUAUACCAUAGUAACAUCUGACAAAAAUAUCUAAAAACACUGAAGCAGCAAACUUUGUGAAGACCAAUACAUGUGUCAUUCUCAAAACUUUUGACCACGACUGUACAUCACUGGGGCCAAGCUUCUUGCCAUCCAGGACCUCUAUACCAGGCGGUGUCAGAGGAAGGCCCUAAAAAUUGUCAAAGACUCCAGCCACCCUAGUCAUAGACUGUUCUCUCUACUACCGCACGGCAAGCGGUACCGGAGCGCCAAGUCUAGGUUCAAAAGGCUUCUUAACAGCUUCUACCCCCAAGCCAUAAGACUCCUGAACAGCUAAUCAUGGCUACCUGGACCAUUUGCAUUGUCCCCCCCCACCCUACCCCCUCUUUUACACAGCUGCUACUCUGUUUAUUAUCUAUGCAUAGUCACUUUAACUCUACCCAUAUGUACAUAUUACCUCAAUUACCUCGACUAACUGGUGCCCCCGCACAUUGACUCUGUACCUGUACCCCCUUUAAAUAGCCUCCCUACUAUUAUUUUAUUUUACUGCUGCUCUUUAAUAAUUUUUUAUUUUAUAUUUUUUACUUAACUUUUUUUCUUAAAACUGCAUUGAUGGUUAAGGGCUUGUAAGUAAGCAUUUCACUGUAAGGUCUAAACCUGUUGUAUUCGGCGCAUGUGGCAAAUAAAAUUUGAUUUGUGGGAUGCAAGACUAACAAUGAACUUUGUUCCGGUACGCAGAUUUUUCGACACUGAUCAUUUGGAUAAAUCAUGAUUUCGCAGGUACUCGCAUCUUUUGAAUUUCGGAAGGGGAGGGGACAUUUGGCCCUGCUUGAAACUUGCAGAUAGGUUCCCUUGGGGUGAAGACUUUGCAAGUCGCAUUAGUUUCCUCCCAGAAUUUAAUUGAUUUUUGUUCUGGGUUUCGGAGCUGACUGAAUCCAUAGCUAUGCUUGUUCUUAUGCUAGUAGCUGAAUCCAUAGCUAGGCUCUAUUGCAGCGGUUCCCAAACUAGGGGUCGCGACCUCAUACAGGGUCGCCAGAAUUUCAAAAAUCCUGGUAAAAAAAAUAAUACCAUAAAGAAAUAUAUUAUAAUAUCGUCUUUGUCUCUCAAAAUCAUUGUAAUGUACAGUUGAAGUCAGAAGUUUACAUACACCUUAGUCAAAUACAUUUACACUCAGAUUUUCACAAUUCCUGACAUUUAAUCCUAGUAAAAAUUCCCUGUCUUAGGUCAGUUAGGAUCACCACUUUAUUUUAAGAAUGUGAAAUGUCAGAAUAAUAGUAGAGAGAAUGAUUUAUUUCAGCUUUUAUUUAUUUCAUCACAUUCCCAGUGGGUCAGAAGUUUACAUACACUCAAUUAGUAUUUGGUAGCAUUGCCUUUAAAUUGUUUAACUUGGGUCAAACGUUUCGAGCAGCCUUCCACAAGCUUCCCACAAUAACUUGGGUGAAUUUUGGCCCAUUCCUCCUCCGCUGGUGUAACUGAGUCAGGUUUGUAGGCCUCCUUGCUCGCAUAUGCUUUUUCAGUUCUGCCCACACAUUUUCUAUAGGAUUGAGGUCAGGGCUUUGUGAUGGCCACUACAAUACCUUGACGUUGUUGCCCUUAAGCCAUUUUGCCACAACUUUGGAAGUAUGCUUGGGGUCAUUGUCCAUUUGGAAGACCCAUUAGCGACCAAGCUUUUAACUUCUUGACUGGUCUUGAGAUGUUGCUUCAAUAUAUCCACAUAAUUUUCCUUCCUCAUGAUGCCAUCUAUUUUGUGAAGUGCACCAGUCCCUCGUGCAGCAAAGCACCCCCACAGCAUGAUGCUGCCACCUCCGUGCUUCACGGUUGGGAUGGUGUUCUUCGACUUGCAAGUUACCCCCUUUUUCCUCCAAACAUAACGAUGGUCAUUAUGGCCAAACAGUUAUAUUUUUGUUUCAUCAGACCAGAGGACAUUUCUCCCAAAAGUACAAUCUUUGUCCCCAUGUGCAGUUGCAAACCUUAGUCUGGCUUUUCUAUGGCGGUUUUGGAGUAGUGGCUUCUUCCUUGCUGAGCGGCCUUUCAGGUUAUGUCGAUAUAGGACUUGUUUUACUGUGGAUAUAGAUACUUUUGUACCUGUUUCCUCCAGCAUCUUCACAAGGUCCUUUGCUGUUGUUCUGGGAUUGAUUUGCACUUUUCGCACCAAAGUACGUUAAUCUCUAGGAGACAGAACGCGUCUCCUUCCUGAGCGGUAUGACGGCUGCGUGGUCCCAUGGUGUUUAUACUUGCGUACUAUUGUUUGUUCAGAUGAACGUGGUACCUUCAGGCAUUUGGAAAUAGCUCCCAAGGAUGAACCAGACUUGUGGAGGUCUACAACUUUUUUUUCUGAGGUCUUGGCUGAUUUCUUUUGAUUUUCCCCAUGAUGUCAAGCAAAGAGGCACUGAGUUUGAAGGUAGGCCUUGAAAUACAUUCACAGGUACACCUCCAAUUGACUCAAAUGAUGUCAAUUAGCCUAUCAGAAGCUUCUAAAGCCAUGACAUAAUUUUCUGGAAUUGUCCAAGCUGUUUAAAGGCACAGUCAACUUAGUGUAUGUAAACUUCUGACCCACUGGAAUUGUGAUACAGUGAAUUACAAGUGAAAUAAUCUGUCUGUAAACAAUUGUUGGAAAAAUUACUUGUGUCAUGCACAAAGUAGAUGUCCUAACCGACUUGCCAAAACUAUAGUUUGUUAACAAGAAAUUUGUGGAGUGGUUGAAAAACGAGUUUGAAUGACUCCAACCUAAGUGUAUGUAAACUUCCGACUUCAACUGUAGUUAACCUUAAAAAUCUAAAUGAAAAUUAUUCAAAUCUAAAAGUUAGGACUUCCGGCGACGAUGUGGUUAGUAGAAGCAGCUAACUAAAGAGGCUGUGUAGCUCCAACUAUAUUUUAACUAAUUAUUCAACGCCUAGUUACACAUUUUGUUAACUAAUUGUCGGUUACAUUGAAAAAGGACUUAGAAACGCACAAAAGCAGACACUUUUGACGAAAACCACGAAAAUGUCGUCUCUACCUGUUCAAGUGGAAAAAUAGUUUAAGGACAAAGAAGGAAGUAUCUUGAUUUUACUUGUAAAGAUUUCAGGACAAAACAUAAUAUUGGGAAAUAGUUAUGCUCUAAAUGAGGAGGACCCAGACUUCUUCUUUCAACUUAACAAAAUAAUACUGGAUUACAAUCAGGCCCCUGAUGCUUUUUUAGAUAAAUCCAAAACUGUUCUAACCAGGACCUCAAGAAGCAAUUAAAACACUGUGUAAAGAUGCUGGUCUUUAUGAUAUAUGGAGAUUGAUCAAUCCAACCUCUCGUGAUUACACAUUCUUUUCAAAUAGGCACACUGUUUAUUCACGCAUCGACUACUUUCUGAUCUCACACCCUCAUAGAUAAAUGUGGUGCUUGCAGUGUGGGCACGAUAGCUAUGACAGAUCAUGCACCCAUUGAUCUGACUGUUGGAAUAGGAGAAGAAAGAGGAAAAUUAAAAGGUUGGCGAAUGAACACCAGCCUUUUACAGGACAAGGCGUUUUGUGAAUUCCAUAAAACACACAUUAUGAUAUUAUUUGAAACAAACAACAAUAGUGCAAAACGGGUACAUGUCUGGGAAGCUUUUAAAGCAUACAUACGUGGAGUAAUGAUUAAACGAUCAGCUACUAUUAAGAAACUAGAUAAACAGAAAAUUGAGAAACUUGAAACAGAGCUCAAAACGCUGGAGAGGGAAUAUUGGUCCAAUCCUAUCAACAUUUCUCUGGUAAAUCUGACGAAAACCAAAUACGAGCUGAAUACUUUAUUCAGUAAAAAAGCUGAAUAUUCACUGUACAGGCUGAAGCAGAGAUGGUACGAAUCAGGUGAAAUGACAGGAAAACUGUUAGCCAGUCAAUUGAAAUCUAGAGAAACAGAUAAGUAUGUGGAAUCAGAAAUAAGACAGGCAAGCUGAUUACCAAUCAUAAAGAAAUAAACAAUAUAUUUUGAGACUUCUAUCAGGAACUUUAUACUUCAGACGGUCCUUUAGAUAUGCAGAAAGCAGAGGCAUUCUUUCAGAAUUUGAACCUUCCUAAACUAACAGAGGAAGACAUGAAUUGGCUCGACCGCCCUGUUACUUUGGAGGAAUUGACCGAAACUAUAAGACAAGCACCCAGUGGUAAAACUCCAGGGUUGGAUGGGAUACCCAGUGAUUUCUAUAAAAGGUUUGCAGAGCAGCUUAGCCCAGAAAUAUUUAAACAUUUAAUACAUUGAUUGACACAGUUGAGCUCCCACCUUCUAUGAGUGAUGCAGUAAUCACCCUAAUCCUCAAAAAGGGAAAGGAUCCCCAUGAGUGUGGGAGCUACCGUCCAAUUUCUUUUAUAAAUUGUGAUGGAAAGUAGUUUACAAAACUUCUGGCUAUGAGGGUAAAUCAAAUCAUUAAGAAAAAUCCAGACCAGGUGGGAUUUGUAAAAGGCAGAACUUCAUCUGAUAAUCUUAGACACCUAUUGCAUGUCAUCUGGAAGGCAAAAUAUUUGGAUACUUCAGUGGCAGCCUUAUCCCUAAAUGCAGAAAAAGUGUUUGAUAGGGUGGGCUGGGACAACCUGCAUUAUACAAUAAAUACAUUUGGAUUUGGACAGGGCUGUCAGAAUAUUAUUAAACUUAUGUACAACGACCCCAAAUCCAUGGUAGUCACUAACGGACUACGAUCAUCUCCAUUUUCAGUAGGACGAGGCACAAGACAAGGUGACUGUCCCUCGCCCCUCCAAUUUAUUCUAGCAUUAGAACCAUUAGCCGAAGCCAUUAGGCUGCAUCAGUCAAUCAAAGUGGUUAAUAUGGCAGGUAGGGAGAAUAAACUACUGCUUUAUGCAGACUACAUAUUACUAUUAAUGUCAGACCCCCAACUCUCCACACUGCUUUUACUGGACCUUAUGCAUUCUCAGAGAUAUCGGGCUAUAAAGUAAACUGGACCAAAUCUGAGUUAAUGCCCCUAUCAAAACAUUGUCUGAGAAACGACUUCCUCAACUGGAGGUUUCAAUGGGUCCCUAAAAACUUGAGGUACCUGGGGAUCGCUUUAAAUCCUGGUCUAGAGAACAUGAUUUCUGAAAACCUUGACCCACUAUUGAACAAAAUCCAACUCCAGUUUAAGAACUGGGAUAAGCUACAAAUCUCGCUAUGGGGUAGGAUACAGGUUAUAAAGAUGGUCAUAGCUCCUAAACUGAAUUACGUAAUCAGCAUGUUACCAUUAUCCAUACCUGUCUAUACUUUUAAAUCCAUCGACAAAAUUAUUACUGAUUUUAUUUGGGCCGGUAAAAGGGCCAGGAUGAAACUAGUGAGAUUACAGGCAAAGAUUGAGAAGGGAGGAUUAAAGCUCCCUAACAUGCAAUUAUAUCAAGAAGCCUUUGUGGCUGCCCAAAUAGGUGUUAAGAUAGAAAUCCUAUGCAAAUUACCACAUACCGCAGGGCUUAUAUAUAGCCACCUUUAUAGGUGCAUUUAAUGGAACUUGUGAGGGCCUAAAGGCCUUAUGGGAAAAAGACUUGGAGGUAACAUUUGGAGAGGAGGAAUGGAAUAUAAUAGUACAACAGAUUAUCCUCCCUAUGAGAGAUGCCCGGUCCAAGCUGAUUCAAUUUAAAGUGUUCAGUAGGAUUUAUUGGACUCCCCUGAGGUUGAACAGAAUGGGUUUGAUAGAAUUCAACCUAUGCUGGAGAUGUCAGUCAAGUACAGGUGACAUGAUCCAUAUGUUCUGUAACUGUCCAAGCUUGCAUACCUUUUGGCAGAAGUUAAUGGAAAAGAUUGGGGAUAUUCUGUAUUCGGAAUAUUUGAAGAAUUGUGGUACCCAGAAUAUCCCCAAUCUUUUCCAUUAACUUGCGGUAUGUGGUAAUUUGCAUAGGAUUUUAUCUUAACACCUAUAUCGGAAUGUACUGGGAAUUUGUUGUUGUUUUGUCCUACCUUAAACAUACAACCUCUAAGCUGGAGAUACCUCCAAAAGUCUUGUUUCUGUAAAUUAUACUUGGACAUUAGUUCUUCAAAAGAGGUCAAAGUGUUUUCUUGAUACAGACAACCAAUGUUCUUUAUCCCCUUUCUAUACCAAUGUUUCCAGAAAACCAUGUGUCCCCCGAUUUUCAAUUUAGGGUUGUUCCAUAACAAAGCAGAGCUCGUCAAGAAAGGUGAAGAUCUCUCUCUCAUGAAUCUGGCUCCAUAUAUUUUUAGUAUGGGACAUUACUGGAUUCUGCAGUCCCAAUUUUUGUUGACUCAAAUAAUCUGAUGCGCCAAAUGGGGCAUUAAGUUCCUCUUCCAUGUCCACCCAGAAGAACAAUACUUGCAAAUCCUGCUUUGUUAUUACUGAAUAUCACUAAGGAUAUUGAUAGACUGAGAAGCCCAUGUUUAAACUGGCUAAAAGUUGCUCCAACCACAGCCAAAAUAGUAAUAUUGACACACUGGAGGGAGAAGGACCCUCCCUCAUAUAAGGAAUGGUACAGUGAGGGAAAAAGUAUUUGAUCCCUUGCUGAUUUUGUACGUUUGCCCACUGACAAAGACAUGAUCAGUCUAUAAUUGUAAUGGUAGGUUUAUUUGAACAGUGAGAGACAGAAUAACAACAACAAAAAUCCAGAAAGAACGCAUGUCAAAAAUGUUAUGAAUUGAUUUGCAUUUUAAUGAGGGAAAUAAGUAUUUGACCCCUCUGCAAAACAUUAUUUAGUACUUGGUGGCAAAACCCUUGUUGGCAAUCACAGAGGUCAGACGUUUCUUGUAGUUGGCCACCAGGUUUGCACACAUCUCAGGAGGGAUUUUGUCCCACUCCUCUUUGCAGAUCUUCUCCAAGUCAUUAAGGUUUCGAGGCUGACGUUUGGCAACUCGAACCUUCAGCUCCCUCCACAGAUUUUCUAUGGGAUUAAGGUCUGGAGACUGGCUAGGCCACUCCAGGACCUUAAUGUGCUUCUUCUUGAGCCACUCCUUUGUUGCCUUGGCCGUGUGUUUUGGGUCAUUGUCAUGCUGGAAUACCCAUCCACGACCCAUUUUCAAUGCCCUGGCUGAGGGAAGGAGGUUCUCACCCAAGAUUUGACGGUACAUGGCCCCGUCCAUCGUCCCUUUGAUGCGGUGAAGUUGUCCUGUCCCCUUAGCAGAAAAACACCCCCAAAGCAUAAUGUUUCCACCUCCAUGUUUGACAGUGGGGAUGGUGUUCUUGGGGUCAUAGGCAGCAUUCCUCCUCCUCCAAACACGGCGAGUUGAGUUGAUGCCAAAGAGCUCGAUUUUGGUCUCAUCUGACCACAACACUUUCACCCAGUUCUCCUCUGAAUCAUUCAGAUGGUCAUUGGCAAACUUCAGGCGGGCAUGUAUAUGUGCUUUCUUGAGCAGGGGGACCUUGCGGGCGCUGCAGGAUUUCAGUCCUUCACGGCGUAGUGUGUUACCAAUUGUUUUCUUGGUGACUAUGGUCCCAGCUGCCUUGAGAUCAUUGACAAGAUCCUCCCGUGUAGUUCUGGGCUGAUUCCUCACCGUUCUCAUGAUCAUUGCAACUCCACGAGGUGAGAUCUUGCAUGGAGCCCCAGGCUGAGGGAGAUUGACAGUUAUUUUGUGUUUCUUCCAUUUGCAAAUAAUCGCACCAACUGUUGUCACCUUCUCACCAAGCUGCUUGGCGAUGGUCUUGUAGCCCAUUCCAGCCUUGUGUAGGUCUACAAUCUUGUCCCUGACAUCCUUGGAGAGCUCUUUGGUCUUGGCCAUGAUGGAGAGUUUGGAAUCUGAUUGUCUAUCAAAUUAAUGUUUAAUGCCAAUUGUAAUUCAAUUGCAUUGUUGUUAUAUUGUGAAAGGAAACAAUAAAAACUAUAAUUACAAAUCUAAAAGUUAUAUUUCAACCAGAGAGCACCCUUAGAUCGUGGUAAAUGGCCGCACUUGACCGUUGCACUUGAAUCAUUCCCACGGUGAAUGGCUAAGCCCGCUACGCUAUGAAACCACACACUAUUGCAGAGACUUUGAUAUUACCGGCCGCAGUUGAUAUGGUGAAAACAAUGUGUGGGGAGGCAGAGGCACAUAAACCCACAUCAAUACCUUUGUCAGAUAACACUGUGAAACUAAGAAUUUAUGCUAUAUCUAGCAAUCAAGAGGAAACUGACUGAACGACUAAAAAACUUGUUAGCUGUGAGGGCCGAGAUGCAUUGACUUUUGUUCGCUACAUGUCGGGGGAUGCUAUAUGAGCAUGAAACGGCACAGGGGAUGUUCAGUUUGCUCCGUGGCUAUAUUGAUGAAAAACUGAUUCUAUGGGAUUGAAUGGUGGGCUUUUGCACAGACGGGACAACGGGCAGGCCUCUGCACUCUAGUUAUGAAUGUGUUUCACUGGCGGCUGAGGCUGCUCCUUUGGCGUAUGGACGCAUUGUAUGAUACACCCACUCAGCAAUUGCCAAGAAACUGAAGAUCUCGUACAACGCUGUGUACUACUCCCUUCACAGAACAGCGCAAACUGGCUCUAACCAGAAUAGAAAGAGGAGUGGGAGGCUCCGGUGCACAACUGAGUAAGAGGACAUAUACAUUAGAGUGUCUAGUUUGAGAAACAGACGCCUCACAGGUCCUCAACUGGCAGCUUCAUUAAAUAGUACCCGCAAAACACCAGUCUCAAUGUCAACAGCGAAGAGGCGACUCCAGGAUGCUGACCUUCUAGGCAUUUACAUUUUACAUUUUAGUCAUUUAGCAGACACUCUUAUCCAGAGCGACUUACAGGAGCAAUUAGGGUUAAGUGCCUUGCUUAAGGGCACAUCGACAGAUUUUUCACCUAGUCGGCUCGGGGAUUAGAACCAGCGACCUUUCGGUUACUGGCACAACGCUCUUACCCACUAAGCUACCUGCCUCCCUAGGCAGAGUUGCAAAGAAAAAGCCUUAUCUCAGACUGGCCAAUAAAAAGAAAAGAUUAAGAUGGGCAGAAGAACACAGACAUUGGACUUUUUCUUUGCAACUCUGCCUAGAAGGUCAUCAUCCCGGAGUCGCCUCUUCACUGUUGACGUUGAGACUGGUGUUUUGCAAUUUCUCACAUGGAAUAGCCUUCAUUUUUCAGAACAAGAAUAGACUGACGAGUUUCAGAAGAAAGUAAUUUUUUUCUGGCCAAUUUGAGUCUGUAAUCGAACCCACAAUUGCUGAUGCUCCAGAUACUCAACUAGUCUCAAGAAGGCCAGUUUUAUUGCUUCUUUAAUCAGCACAACAGUUUUCAGCUGUGCUAACAUAAUUGCAAAAGGGUUUUCUAAUGAUCAAUUAGCCUUUUAAAAUGAUAAACUUGGAUUAGCAAACACAACGUGCCAUUAGAACACAGGACUGAUGGUUGCUGAUAAUGGGCCUCUGUACGCCUAUGUAGAUAUUCCAUAAAAAAUCAGCCGUUUCCAGCUACAAUAGCCAUUUACAACAUUAAUAAUGUCUACACUGUAUUUCUGGUCAAUUUGAUGUUAUUUUACUGGACAAGAAAAUUGCUUUUCUUUCAAAAACAAGGACAUUUCUAAGUGACCCCAAACUUUUGAACGGUAGUGUAUGUUGAUGCUAAUGUUAUGCUAAUGAUAAUGCUAACAAUAGCAUAAUAUAUUCAAUAUGCUGUGGGCUGUUGUCUUUUAACAGUUGCGCUCAAUUCAUUCUGAUUAACCUAGCAAUUACGACACACCCCUCACUAUUGUCAUUGGUUGCACUAAUUGCACCGUUUGUCUACAUAACCAGGUUCAAGCAUUCAUGACAUUACCCUGAAGAAGGCACAGUGAUGCUGAAACGUUGGUGGUUUCUUACCCAAUAAAUUACUGGGAGUUUAUACAUAGAGUGUGACUCUCUCUAUUUGUUUUUAUAGUUUACAUUUUCUCCUUGCCUAUUUAACAGACAUAUUUGGGAAGCUGAUCGAGCUGUCAUGUGACCAAAUGCUGCAGACAACGCAUUCAUGGGUCAAUAUGGAUGAGUUUUGGUUCCUAACUCAAAGGGAAUAGGGUGCUGUCUCCUUCCAAGCAUUAAGACUCAUAUUACGUUGAUUCAGUGCUUUCGUCUGCAUUGAAAAUACAUAUUUGUCCAGUUUGAAUGUGACCGGAGAGAUGAGGUGCACACUGUUGACCACGCCCCCUGACUUUGAGAAGCUCUGACGCGACAUGCAUCAAGCACACCCAUCUCAUUAGUGGUGGUGAGAUAAGAUACAUUAUGUCAGACAAAUUUGCAAUUGACUGCAAUAGCCCCAAUUAAAGAAGUUAACGUUGGCUGUUCAUUUCUUUUCACAUGGUUGGGGUCGUGAGAAUUUUCAUAUCAAAAUGGGGUCGUGGGCCAAAAAGGUUUGGGAGCCCCUGCUCUAUUGGAACAGAACAUUGUGGUGUUGGACCCUGACCUCUGUCUCUAUGGUAACUGACCUCCCUUUCGUCCCCCCUCAGGACUAUGUAGGUGACCUGGCUGCUCAGAUGGGAGGGGAGGAGAGGGAAGAGUAUGUGAUUGAGUGUCUGGGGACCCUGGCUAACCUCACCAUUCCUGACCUGGACUGGGAAAUGGUGCUGAAGGAGUACAACCUGGUGCCCUACCUCAAAUACCUCCUCAAACCAGGUAGGCCUCAAAGACCUCCUCAAACCAGGUAGGCCUCAAAGACCUCCUCAAACCAGGUAGGCCUCAAAGACUGCCUCAAACCAGGUAGGCCUCAAAGACCGCCUCAAACCAGGUAAUGAGGGAGGGAGGGAGAGAGAAAAGGGGGGAGGGAGGACUGGUGUUGCAACUUACAGGUGCAUUCAGCCUGAAGUAUUUGAGAGAAGCAAAUACUGUACGGCCAUACCACAAGUUUUACAUUUUUAACAAAUUCUAUCCCAUGGCUUUCUCCAACCCCAACCUCUAACCCAUAACCUUCAUCACUCUAUCAGUGUCACUGACUGAUCCUACAUCAUUGAAUGAUGUCAGCAGUCACACAAGUACAGUGAUCACACACACACACACAGUGACUUCUCCCUUCUCAGCUUUGAUCUCUGACCCCUGACUUCUGCCCCCACCAGGCUCGGCAGAGGAUGACCUGAUCCUAGAGGUGGUGAUCAUGAUGGGGACAGUGUCCAUGGACGACUCCUGUGCUGCCAUGAUGGCCAAGUCUGGCAUCAUCCCUGCCCUCAUCGAGCUGCUCAACGGUAGGUAGUAGGUAGGGCCCAGGCCUGCACAUGCUGGAGGGAGGGUUAUCCUACUAAAAUGCCUGCAAGUUAUGAUCAAACUGACAUGCUAUGUGAGCUACAAUAUGAGGAGUAAUGAUGAUACAAGUACUUAUCUGAAAUCUAUGAUACAAUAUACAGUACAUCGACUUGUAUUAGCUUGCUUGUUGAGGGAUUGUAUGUACAGUAUUUCUGUGUAUGAGCCCAACAGGAGGACAAUGAGUUUGUGUGUCAGAUCGUCUGUUUCAUCUCUCUCUCCCUAUAGCCAAACAGGAGGACGAUGAGUUUGUGUGUCAGAUUGUCUAUGUGUUCUACCAGAUGGUGUUCCACCAGGCCACCAGGGAUGUCAUCAUCAAGGACACACGUAUCCUCCCUCUUACAACAAACCUCAAUAUUUCUCAGGAUACCUCAAUAUAUCCCAGUUUACUUCAAUAUAUCCCAGUUUACCUCAAUAUAGCCUAGUUUACUGCAAGAUACCUCGGUAUACCUCAAUAUACCACAAUAUACCUACAUUAACCAUGAUAUAGACCUCAGCCCAAAUAACCCUAAAAUAUCUUCCUAAAUGGCUUUCAAUGUAGUUCUUAUUUAUUUAACCUGUCUUUAAAUUGUGUUACCAUGGUAACCAACAGUUUCACCCUAUAUCCCAUCUGCUUCUUUCAAUGUGUGUUUCCACGGCAACCUCAGUUACCCUGUCCAUGACCUCAGUGCUCCACACUGCACAGUCGUGAUCUGAGACGGCAGGCAUACAAUUACAAAUAGCUUGCAGUAAUACUGUAUUUGAUAGAUGUUUUCAUUCUAUGGAGAAUAUUAGAGGGAUCUCUGCCAAAUGGUCUGCCUUGGGAGAGUUAUUCUGAUUUACAAUAUCUCUCUCUCAUCACAGGAAAUGUAAGAGUUGUUCGUUUGGCCGCGGGGCAACUGUCUCGUGUCUGCUUUCUAUAAAUUAAAGAGCAAAAGCAGAGUCUUUCUCUCAUUACUUUCUCCCUCCAAUACCAUAACGUAACUGUGAUCUUGAUUAAAGAGAUACUGUUGAAUGAUGUGUUUGAGUAGAAGGAACAGCAAAAUGAUCCAAAAUAAGUGUAGAAUGCAUCCCUCCCUUUCUCUGUUGUCCUCUCCUUAACUCCCUCUCUCCAGAGGCUCCCGCCUACCUCAUUGACCUGAUGCACGACAAGAACGCCGAGAUACGCAAAGUCUGUGACAACACAGCUGGACAUCAUCGCUGUAAGUAUCUAUCUAUCUAUCUAUCUAUCUAUCUAUCUAUCUAUCUAUCUGUUUAGUGAAAUCGUAUGCAGUAAGCAAUCCCCUCCAUUCGUUCAUUUUUGUAGAACGCUUCCUCUAUUCUGAUUUAUCAGCUGUUGUCAAACACGUCUGAAAAGACAAUUCUCUUCCUCAAUAGUGUGCAGCGAAUUCUACUAGAAAUGAGUAUGGCAUCCUGACAUUUAAAGCAUGCUCAAUUUUCAAAAUUUCACAUAGUAUAAAACGUUCUAUUUUUGCAUACCCAAAAAGCCUACUAUUUAGAACGUAAGUAUGGGCAUUCUGACAUUUUCUUCCCAUUCAUUUCUAACUGAAACUGGCCAAAAUUCUGCUUUUCCUGAUUUUCUAUGUUUUCCUGAUCCCAUCAGUCAUUAAAACUAAAUACAAAAGUAAUUAAAACUCGUUUUUUAACCACUCCACAAAUUUCUUGUUAACAAACUAUAGUUUUGGCAAGUCGGUUAGGACAUCUACUUUGUGCAUGACACAAGUAAUUUUUCCAACAAUUGUUUACAGACAGAUUAUUUCACUUAUAAUUCACUGUAUCACAAUUCCAGUGGGUCAGAAGUUUACAUACACUAAGUUGACUGUGCCUUUAAACAGCUUGGAAAAUUCCAAAAUGAUGUCAUGGCUUUAGAAGCUUCUGAUAGGCUAAUUGACAUAAUUUGAGUCAAUUGGAUGUGUACCUGUGGAUGUAUUUCAAGGCCUACCUUCAAAUUAUUUGCUUAACAUCAUGGAAAAAUCAAAAGAAAUCAGCCAAAAAUAUUGUAGACCUCCACAAGUCUGGUUAAUCCUUGGGAGCAAUUUCCAAACGCCUGAAGGUACCACGUUCAUCUGUACAAACAAUAGUAUGCAAGUAUAAACCCCAUGGGACCACGCAGCUGUCAAAAAAAAAAAAAAUAUAUAUAUAUAUAUACCGCUCAGGAAGGAGACGCGUUCUGUCUCCUAGAGAUGAACGUACUUUGGUGUGAAAAGUGAAAAUCAUCCCAAAACAACUGCAAAGGACCUUGUGAAGAUGCUGGAGGAAACAGGUACAAAAGUAUCUAUAUCCACAGUAAAACAAGUCCUAUAUCGACAUAACCUGAAAGGCCGCUCAGCAAGGAAGAAGCCACUGGUCCAAAAACGCCAUAAAAAAGCCAGACUACGGUUUGCAACUGCACAUGGGGACAAAGAUCGUACUUUUUGGAGAAAUGUCCUCUGGUCUGAUGAAAAAAAUAUAUAACUUUUUGGCCAUAAUGACCAUCGUUAUUUUUGGAGGAAAAAGGGGGUAGCUUUCAUUCCGAAGAACACCAUCCCAACCAUGAAGCACGGGGGUGGCAGCAUCAUGCUGUGGGGGUGCUUUGCUGCAGGAGGGACUGGUGCACUUCACAAAAUAGAUGGCAUCAUGAGGAAGGAAAAUUAUGUGGAUAUAUUGAAGCAACAUCUCUAGACAUCAGUCAGGAAGUUAAAGCUUGGUCGCAAAUGGGUCUUCCAAAUGGACAAUGACCCCAAGCAUACUUCCAAAGUUGUGGCAAAAUGGCUUAAGGACAACAAAGUCAAGGUAUUGGAGUGGCCAUUACAAAGCCCUGACCUCAAUCCUAUAGAAAAUGUUUGGGCAGAACUGAAAAAGCGUUUGCGAGCAAGGAGGCCUACAAACCUGACUCAGUUACACCGGCUCUGUUAGGAGGAAUGGGCCAAAAUUCACCCAACUUAUUGUGGGAAGCUUGUGGAAGGCUACCCGAAACGUUUGACCCAAGUUAAACAAUUUAAAGGCAAUGCUACCAAAUACUAAUUGAGUGUAUGUAAACUUCUGACCCACUGGGAAUGUGAUGAAAGAAAAAAAAAGCUGAAAUAAAUCACUCUACUAUUAUUCUGACAUUUCACAUUCUUAAAAUAAAGUGGUGAUCCUAACUGACCUAAAACAGGGAAUUUUUACUAGGAUUAAAUGUCAGGAAUUGUGAAAAACUGAAUUUAAAUGUAUUUGGUUAAGGUGUAUGUAAACUUCCGACUUCAACUGUAUGUCUCUAAUGGUAAAAUUUUGGUUGACUGGGUCUGGUAAAUCAAAUUCCUGUGUGGUUAAGUCCCAGUCAUGGUGUGAUCUGUCACAGGCCUGAGAUCAGUGUAAUUAGCUAUAGAUUACAGCCGGGCUGUGGAGCGGGUAGUGGGGGAGAGGAAGUGUUUCAUUGAAAUUAUCAGUGAGAACUAUUAAGAUGUGAACCACAUGAAAGACCAGGACAGGCUCUGGAGAGUGUCUUGGCAGGAUGCAGUAGGUGAGAGAGAAAGCAGACCCUACACACACACACACACACACACACACACACACACACACACACACACACACACACACACACACACACACACACACACACACACACACACACACACACACACACACACACACACACACACACACACACACACACACACACACACAAACAAUCAUUAGUCUUCAGAGCUGCAGGCUACCUUAGAAGCACACGCCAUGAUUGUCCGUUCUUGAAUGUUUCCUAUUUGAUCAAUGUGUCCACACACACACACCCCACAGAGAGAGAGAAACCUACGUAUAGAUGGUUUUUCUAGGUCAGACAGAAGGGUAAUUCAUGAGAAUAAUUCUUAGAUUCAGGUUUUCUCUGAGGAGGAACAUUGGAAAUGCCAUGAGUACUGUUUAAUAUCGGCUGGCUCCUUCCCUCUGAGACGUCAUUAGCUCAGCUCUCUCGUUAUGAUGGAUUAAGCUUCAUAUCAAACCCUUACUACAGACUAAUGGUCCAGGGGAAGUCAGCUGUGUAGUCAUUAAACCACUUUAGCCAUGUGAUAAAUCUGCAGCUUGACAAAAAGUUUCACUGCCACUUUGGGGACGGAGAGCGGCCCUGAGAUGCGACAAUGGGCCCGUUUGAGGCCUGGGCCUUGGGUGGCUGUCAGUGCCCAGGGGGCUCUGCUUUGCGUCUGGAUGAUUAAUUUGCUGGGCCUGGCCGCGUGGAGCACAGCGGCUCAAAGAGAGCCUUUCUCCCAAAUGGCCCACGCAGAGAAAGGAAAACAGAAUCUGUGUUCCUCCUCAGCCUUCCUCGGCCAAGCUCCACACACAAACACACACACACAGCCCCAUCGCAGUCUCAUCCUUCUCACCACGCCAGGUUUUUAUUAGUAACCGCAUCAGUAGGGUGCAGGCUCACAGAGCAGUAUAUUGUGAGAUGCUCUAGUAGUCUGUGGAGGAUCUGGCCCUCCCUGCUGGGAUGGACCAAUAUGGCGGUCAGGGGUCCGGCUGGUCCCCCAGCCCUACCUGACUCCCUGCCAGCCACUCUUCUACAGCUAAUUACACGUUUAGUUCAGUUUGGUGGCCUCUCUCACCGUUUACACAGAGUGUAUCUGUUUGCUACUAAGGCUGGGAUUCAAUCAAUUGAAGAUGGUGGAUUUCCAUAUAGCGCUUUCAGCGUGUGUGCGUGCCUGCCUGUGUGCUUAUAUGCAUGUGUAUGACUCAGUCUGUUUGUUUAUCUGUGUGUGUGAACCUCCAGUAACCCUUACUCCUCUCUCUUGCGCUCUCUCUCUUGCUCUCUCUCUUGCUCUCUCUCUCUUGCUCUCUCUCUCUCUUGCGCUCUCUCUUGCUAUCUCUCUUGCUAUCUCUCUUGCUCUCUCUCUCUCUCUCUUCCUGCUGUAGGAGUAUGAUGAAGAGUGGGGGAGGAAGAUCCAGAGUGAGAGGUUCCGCUGGCACAACUCCCAGUGGUUAGAGAUGGUGGAGAACAGAGCCAUGGGAGACGAUGGAGAACCAUUCAUGUACGGAGAUGACGGGGAACCUUUCAUGCACAACGGAGACAUUCUGGAGAGACCCGACCUCUUCUACAGUGCAGGUACGGAGUGACGUAGGGAGGGAGGUAGAGAAGGAGGGAGGGAGGGAGGGAGGCAGAGACAUUCUGCAGAGACCCAACCUCUUCUAUAGUGAAGGGAGGGAGGGAGGGAGGGAGGGAGGGAGGGAGGGAGGGAGGGGGAGGGAGGGAGGGAGGGAGGGGAGUGGGUUGAGCCAUGUUUUACAUUCAGCAUAACUCCGUCAAGGGAAAUAUAGUCUUCUUUCUAACAAAGAUAUCUACAUAUAUUUCAGGAUGUUGUGUGUCCCUGGAAAUAAUCAGAAGUCAUGUAAACAUUACAGUUUUGAAAACAUAGCUUGUGGUCUCUUGGCACAAUUUAAAAGGGAAAGUUAAGCCACCUACACAUUUCUGUACUUUAUUUCCCAAACAAAAUUCAACACAUUCACAAUCACUUUUUGUCUUUUAAUCAUUUUAAGCAUCUUUUAACAUAGGCUUAACACCUAACAAACACUUUGUACUUUUUUAAACACUUAACAUACAUUGGCCAGGUCCUGUUGUUACCUCAUUUCCCAGUGAUAAUGCCUUGCAUUAUGCCUGGGAAGGAAACACUUCAAUUUGCUCAACUUGCCAUUGGCUCAACCAUUGGAUCAACUUACGAAAGGCAAACAUUUUGAAUAUAUUAACCCACACAGGUUUAGGACCUCAUUGAAGCUUACCCCAACUGUUGUAUAGAAAAAAUGCAAAUGAUCAACUUGGGUUUAGAUACAAGCAUCAUGACACCUCUAACACAAUAAAUUAAUUUGGCUUGGUGAAAAUACGUUUUUUGGACCUAACUUGCUUACCACUUUUUCCAUGUGGUUACUUCCUUCACAGACUCCAUGAAAUGAUGACCUCUUCCUAAAUAUUUGGCCAAAUUAUUAAUUUUCUGUAUGGUUUCCUGGAAACAAGGGUGGCUCAACUUACCCCACUCUCCCCUACAGAGGGAGGGAGGUAGAGAAGGAGGAAGGGAGGCAGUGAGCUGACCUCUUCUACAGCGCAGGUACAGAGAGAAAGAGGAGGGAGGGAGGGAGGGAGGGAGAGGGGUACAGAGUGAGAGUGCUACUGUAGAGACUCAACCUCUUCGACAGCGCAGGUACAGAGAGCAUGGAUGAAGUGAGAUGAGGUGUAGAGACAUUCAACAGUAAAUUUGUCUCUAACUUAGAGUUGUAUGUCUCUCUCCCCAGAUGGGAUCAUCCCAGCAGACGGUACCAUCAGCCCAGAGUUCUUCAUAGACUACCAGAAUGGAGACAUGGGCCAGGCUAGAGGCUUCCCAGGC
This is a messenger RNA of Coregonus sp. 'balchen', 19466 nucleotides long. Lineage: Eukaryota; Metazoa; Chordata; Actinopteri; Salmoniformes; Salmonidae. The record is from the annotation of a GenBank genome assembly.